Molecule: messenger RNA, 1005 nt
Organism: Exophiala xenobiotica
Lineage: Eukaryota; Fungi; Ascomycota; Eurotiomycetes; Chaetothyriales; Herpotrichiellaceae
Exons: 3
Coding region: 1-1005 (334 amino acids)
Source: RefSeq, a predicted model, not a curated record
AUGGCGACCAUACUGGACAGGGGAUGUGGCUGUGUGCGGGCCGUUGUCGGACUCUUCACGGCAACCAACUGGCGAUGGUUCAAGGAUAAUGGUGACAAGUCGGAUCAGAGGACCAAGAAGAACGGACGACUCCUCCUACGUCGACGGGGAAAGAAAGGGCCUCCAGCAAGGCGGACUGCUCUCCUAGAGACGAUCUACGAAGAGCAUGAAUCUUCCGAGAGUGAUCGAUCAUAUGCUAGCGCGGUUGAACAUCAAAACCCUACCUCUGCUGCUUGCACCGUGCCACGACUUUCACAACAGUCCCAAAUCACUCCUGGUCCAUCCUCAAGCACGCAAACACCAGAAAUUGCGCCCAAAGACACCUCCGUUGCUCCAGAAGAACCAAACAAAGACAAACCUGUCCAGGAAGAGACUAACUCAUCUACACCCAUGAACGAGCCGGAUAAUGUGGAAGAAGCUGCUCAAACUGCUAUCUCCACUUGGAGAGAGGAAAUCUCGGAUGGCGUUGUCAAACCUCCACAAGACAAUGACGGCUCAUCGUCCGUGAAGAAUACUCCGGCUGACCCCAAAGGCAAGGGAAAGGCAUUUGAUGUCGAAACAGUCUCUCGUUCACAGAGUCAGCAAAGUGCGGUUAGCGACCAUGUCAAAACCAAGAACGGCCUCGAGGGUCAGCUCAAUCGUCAUCUUGGCCAGCUCGAUCGUAUUCGUCGCGUCGUUGGGCUGUUGAAUAACGAAAUUCAAGGGUUGGAUGGGCAAUUGGCUGCUAAGAGACGUCUGCACCGUGAAGAUCCUGUCUUGCUAGGUCACCUGCAGACGGAGAUCGAGUUCCUUCGUGGAUGUCGCAACACUUAUGUCCCCAUCGUCGGAUACCAUCACGACCAAAUCCAACGCAUUGCCGAUGAAAGAGCAGACUUGGACAAGAGCCAGGGCCAGGAGUGUACCGUUUACCAUUCGUACCUCGGUCGCAUCAAGCAUGUUGAAUGGUUGAAAGCAUUUUCCUAUUAG